Messenger RNA from Camelina sativa (false flax), 1046 nucleotides. RefSeq lists its product as uncharacterized. Lineage: Eukaryota; Viridiplantae; Streptophyta; Magnoliopsida; Brassicales; Brassicaceae. The record is from RefSeq and is a predicted model, not a curated record.
AUGACAAAACAAAAGAACAUAUACAGUAUGUUGGACUUUCAAGGUUUUUAAUAUUGUAAGAUUUUGCCAGUCAAAACUCAGAAGAACAAAAAAUGACGAUUGCAAGGAUAGUGAAGUCACCGUACCUUGUCAUAUGUUGCCUUCUCUUGAUCAUUCUCUGGUUGUUGUCUCAUCAUCUCUCGUGUGCUCCAUACAUGAAUACUAUCAGAGGACCAGAAUUCUCACAUCUUCAACCUGAAUUUCCAGGCCUAUCGAGUCUACUAAAAAAAGUAGCUAACGAAGACAGGGUAGUGAUUAUUACCAUGGUGGAUCAAGAAUGGGCAAAACCUGAAUCCAUUCUUGAUCUGUUCCUUGAAAGUUUUCGGAUUGGAGAAAGAACCAAACACUUGCUGAACCAUUUGAUCGUUGUGGCUUUAGAUGAUCAAGCUCUUAGAUAUUGUCUUCGUGCCCACCCACAUUGUUAUCUUUAUAGAGACUCGACAAAAAAGUCAGAAUCUUUAGAUCCGGAUGGUCUCGUUACCGGUUGGAGCAAGAAGUUUUUGGUCGAAGAGAUUCUAAAAAUCGGCUACAACAUAAUGUUCACCGAAGCAGAUGUGAUGUGGCUAAGAAAUCCUCUAAUGCAUUGCCACCAACAAAAUCCAAUCUCAGUGGCUUGCGGGCGUGAUCAACAUCAACAAAAUCAUUUAUCAGUGGAAAACACAGGAGGAUUCUUCUUUGCCAAGUCCAAUGAUAUAAACAUAGCAUUGCUCAAGACCUUGAACGUAGAGAGGGUUUUGUAUCCUGCAACUGGAAACCAAUCCUUGUGUGACAUUGUCAAGCGCAACGAUGUAAUCCAGUCCCUUGGUAUGAAAGUAACCUUGUUGGAUGAUGCUAACUUUGGGAGGUUUUGUCAACCAAACCCACAAAAUCAAAGCGAGAUAGCUACAGUACAUGCAAGUUGUUGUAAUAAUACAAAGAGUAAGGUGCAUUACCUAAAGCUAUUUCUCCAAGGCCGGAAAAAUAUGAACCCGCAAUGGAUCAUUCCGAGCCAAUGCAGAGGAUUUUAA